Molecule: messenger RNA, 426 nt
Organism: Brugia malayi
Lineage: Eukaryota; Metazoa; Nematoda; Chromadorea; Rhabditida; Onchocercidae
Exons: 5
Coding region: 1-426 (141 amino acids)
Source: RefSeq, a predicted model, not a curated record
AUGGCUGCAAUACCAGCUGUUAAACUUGUCGAACCGAUCAAAAAAGAAAAAUCGAAAACUUUUCAGGCUUACUUACCGGAUGGAGCUCGUACCUAUAGUUGUGUACAUUGUCGUGCCAAUUUAGCUAAUCAUAAUGAGCUUAUUUCAAAGUCAUUUCAAGGUAGCCAAGGGAAAGCAUAUUUGUUCAAUUCCGUGGUAAAUAUAGGAUGUGGGCCAGCAGAAGAACGUGUUCUAUUAACUGGCCUUCAUGCAGUAGCCGACAUAUACUGUGAAUGUUGCAAAACAACACUUGGCUGGAAAUAUGAGCAUGCAUUUGAAGUUAGUCAAAAGUAUAAAGAAGGUAAAUUUAUUAUCGAACUGGCGCAUAUGGUAAAAGAUAAUGGUUGGGAUAAGCGUGAUUUUAAAAGGAAUACCAACACUCACUAA